AUUCUUUUUCCUCUCAACUUGAUUAUUAGAGGAAUAGUACGUAAUCAUGUUACGGCUCUUAAAAGAAAAGAAAUCACCAAAAGCCAAGACGAUCCCUAUUCCCGACGAUUAUCUAGAAAGGGUAUACGCGGGUGUUCUCGGGAAAUUGAUUGGCGUGUAUAUGGGCCGCCCAUUUGAAGGAUGGACGCACCAACGCAUCAUCGCUGAACUGGGACAUAUUCGAUAUUUCGUCAAUGAGAAACUUGGGUUGCCAGUUGUUGUUACUGAUGAUGAUGUCUCGGGUACUUUUACGUUUGUCAGAGCGCUGGAAGAACAUUCGCGUGGGAAAGAUGGUAUUUCGGCGGAAGAUGUUGGGAGGACUUGGUUGAAUAAUGUUAUUCAGGGGAGGACGAUAUUCUGGUGGGGCGGCAACGGCGUAUCAACCGAGCACACCGCAUACCUAAACCUCAAACGCGGCCUCCGCGCCCCGCAAAGCGGCUCCAUAUCCACCAACGGCACCACAAUAGCCCAACAAAUCGGGGCCCAAAUAUUCAUCGACGGCUUCGCGAUGACAUGUCCGGGUAACCCGGACUUAGCAGCUAAACUCGCCAGCGCAGCUGCGUCGGUAAGUCACGAUGGUAUCGCCGUACACGCAGCGCGCUUAUGGGCCGCUAUGGAGGCCGAAGCGUUUAUUUCAGCGGAUGUGCAACAUUUGUUGGAUGUGGGGUUAGAAUACAUACCCCAGGAUUCUUUGAUAAGAACACUAGUAAAUGAUGUUAGAGGAUGGUGUGCAGAAGAUGGGGAUUGGUUGAAGACGAGAGAGAGGAUUGAGGAGAAAUAUGGGUAUGACAAGUUCCCCGGGAUAUGCCAUGUUGUGCCGAACCAUGGCAUUAUGGUUAUGGCUUUGAUUUAUGGAGGGGGGGAUUUUGGCGAGGCGAUGCAUGUUGUGAAUACGUGUGGUUGGGAUACGGAUUGUAAUUCGGGGAAUUUGGGGUGUUUGGUUGCGAUUAUGCAUGGGUUGAAGGGUUUUGAACUGGUGGGUGAGGGUGACGACAGCGAUGGUGGCGAUGAAAAGGAAGGAAGACGAGAUUGGCGAGGUCCAUUAGGUGAUCGAGCUCUUAUCUCAAGUGCAGACGGAGGAUACUCCAUCAACAACGCCGCGAGAAUCGCUUACGACGUAGCAAACAUGGGCCUCACUCUCGCCGGCAAGCCACCCCUUCCGCCCCCGAAAGACGGCGCGCAACUCCACUUCACCUUACCCGGAAGUACUCAGGGGUUCCGAGUUCAUUAUCUUCGAAGCAAUAUCGACAGUCAGGACCUCCCGAAAGCAACCAUCGCACAAACCAUAGACACCACCAACAACACCCCCAGCUUGAAAAUCCAGGUCUUCCGUUACCGUUAUUCUCAGGACGUAGUAGAAGUCAUAACAGACACAUUUGCGCCUCCCGAAGUCCGGCAAAUGCCCAUCUAUGAGCUCGUCGGCUCUCCUCUUAUAUACCCCGGCCAGACUAUCCGAGCCCACGUGCGCGCAGACGACGCCAACGCAGAAGCGACCAGCGUAGGCCUAGUACUUCGAGGAUACAAAUACUCCGACGCUAUCGAUACCGUGGUUAAUACGAACUGUAGUAUCUCACCCGGCGAAUCCACCGUCCUAGAGUGGACUAUUCCAGACAAACAUUUCGGCGGAAGGCCGAUUCAGGCCGUGGGCUUACGCAUAUGGGUUACUAAAAAAUGCGGUCUUAGCACAAUAUGGUUAGAUUAUCUAUGUUGGGAUGGUCCGCCAAACCUCACUCUUAGACCUGCAACCGCUGUUGCGGCUGUGAUAGGAGAGAAAGAAUAUAGCCCAGCUACAUUCUACCAACAAUCCUUCGUCAACGGCGCUGACACAUUCGACGCCACAGGAGAAAAAUUCAUAAUUGCACAAGACUCCGGUGAAGGUAUAGUGAGCUACGGUACACGUGAGUGGACAGAUUACAAAAUCGUUUAUCGUGGGUUUAUCAUCAACAAGGGAAGUCUGGUUGGCGUGGCGGCAAGAGUUAGGGGAUUGAAUAGGUGGUACGGGGUUCUCCUUUCCGACGGUGGCAAGCGUAUAUCGAUCGUCAAAGCACAUGAUGAGGAACGGGUCGAAUUAGCCAGUAAGGAUUUUGCGUGGAAGGUAGAUACGCCGUAUACUCUCACAGUAGAAGUUGAAGGCGACGAGCUGCGCGCCAGAGUCGAAGGUGAGGCCAGCGUGGAACUCUCGGCUCAUGAUGCAGGUUAUGGCAGUGGUGGAAUAGGGAUCGUGGCUACAGACGGGUCAGCAUUUGUGGAUAGUAUCGACAUACGGCCGUUAAAGGAUAGUUAGAAUGUGAAAACGUGAGCGAUGCGUAAUGGUUACCGAAGCCGAAAUGAUAUCUCUCAGAACUCCGACUUAUCGGUUUUCGUUUCCAAGGUUCCCGGACUAGUAUUCUCAUCAAAUCAAUUCAUAAGCAGUCCUGGCCUAUUUAUUAUCUUAUUAUCCGCGUAAACACCACCGAGACGCAAACCCCUUAUUCCUUUUAAAAUCCGUAUGCGUAUAGUCCUGUUCACAUCAUUCCCUGCCGGCAAGCCACACGGCACCUUUUAAUCCUUCAACGAUGCCUUCUCUUAGCCACCCUUCUCCACUCCAAUGGGGGUCUCUCUUCUUUCUUCUCUCGGCAUCGUAGAGCACCAGAUCAUCACGGUCAACUCCCUUUUCGUUCUUUUCCUUUUCUUUUUCACUCUCUUCCUCUUGCGCUUUACCGGCCCUCCACUCAAGCCACUCGAAUAGGCCCUUCAAGCCAAGCAGGUUAUCUCUAGUUCCGCUG
Messenger RNA from Hypoxylon trugodes, 2804 nucleotides. Its product is annotated as ADP-ribosylglycohydrolase. The transcript has 2 exons. NCBI's taxonomy places the organism in Eukaryota, Fungi, Ascomycota, Sordariomycetes, Xylariales, Hypoxylaceae. The record is from RefSeq and is a predicted model, not a curated record. Bases 47 to 2323 code for a protein of 758 amino acids.